UCCUCUUUGAGGAAAUGAUCUUUAAACAGACGUAAAUGAAGUGAAGGAAUGAACCAUGUGUGAAUAUUUGGAAGAAAGAUUUUCAAGGCAGGAUGAAGUCUAAAGUGCUGAUGACGAGCUAGGUAGGUAGUCAACGUGCAAGGGCUCACUGAGAGCUGAAAGGGUAGGGGACAGAUUUGGCAGGACUUUGUUGGAGAUGGACAAGAACUUAGAUCUUUUAAGAGCAUAAUGAGGCGACCUUAAUGAUAUUUUAGAAGGACAAACCCGAGUUCUGGAUGGGGUAAAGGUGGAAGCCUCCUCUAGUAGCAGACCACUGAAAGCAGUGUAGUGCCCUCUAAUCUAUGGUUUCACUUUCCCAGGUUUCAGUUUCCUGUGCUUUUCAGUUUCCAACAGGAAACUGCAGGCUGGAAGCAGAUGAUUCUCCUUCACAAGGAUAGUGAGAAGACCAAUAGUUGCCUAAUGCUACGUCACAAUGCCUGUGUCAUUUAUCUCACUUUCUAUCAUGUAGGCAUUUUAUUAUCUUGCAUCCUCACAAGAAGAAGAAGAAGAAGAAGGAUGAGUACUGGACAGUAAGAUAUUUUGAGAGAGAGAGAAAGAGAGAGACUAUAUUCACAAAAUUUUAUUAUAGUUUCUCAUUAUAAUUGUUCUGUUAUUAUUCAUUACUGUGCCUAAUUUAUAAAUUAAACUUUAUCAUAGAUAUGUAUGUAUAGUAAAAAAUAGCAUAUAUGGGGUUUGGUACUAUCUGCAGUUUCAGGCAUCCACUGGUGGAUCGAGCUGAGUCUCUCAUGAAAUUGCUGUCAAAACUCCGGUUUGAGCUAACAAAAGUCUUUCACGCAUCAUUGCAUCUAUUCGUUGGAAACUAAACACAAACGUGGUGAAGGAGGGGAAAAGAAUGUGGAAUUGCAUUUAUAGGUCCUGAUUGGCUAAGCCCUGGUCAGCAGCUAAAAGAGCAUACUUCCGGCUCUAAAAGUGAAUUCCACAGCGUCCUUAGCAACUAGUCUCGAUCCCCAGCGACCCCGAACACCACGUUGCAGAUGAACUGCCAAGCACCCAGGCAGUUUGCUGGAGCCAUUGUAGGAGCUGAAACAUAUCUCUCCAAUGUGUAAAGACUUUUUGUUUUGCUGCCCCACAUAAAUCUUUAGAUUCAAGGUUUAUGAUCUGUGACUAUGCCUGUCAACAAAUCACCCAUGAUUAGUAAAUUAGCAGUGAUAUCUUCCUCUUAUCAUGAAAAACUCUUGACGUUGAAUUUUCAAAAUUUAAGGAAAAGAAGGAGUAAUAAAUCAAAGCCAUCAUUUUCAAUCACAAAAGAAUUCAUCUUGAGAUUCAAUGAAACAAAAAAUCCAAAAGAGAAGGAAGAAUUGUUGGACCUAGCUAGAAAAAAUAUCCUCAGAUGUAAGAGAAAACUGGGUCUCAAAACCUUGGGCUCUGGGAAGCAUGUUCAUCUUCCUACUGCAUGGACGGAAGUAAUAUAUCUGGCUCAAUGCAAAGGAGAAAUCCAAGAUGAAGCUUUAAAUAUGCUUUAUGCUUCCCUGGACCAUGCUUCCUUUGAUUAUGAUCAUCUGCCUGCGUUAUUUUUUGUUGCGGAAUCAGUUUUAUAUAGACUCUGUUGUGAUGCAUUCCAAAAGGCAUACUUAUAUUCAAUUGAAAUAAAGCUGGCAAAGAUUGGCUAUUUGGUCUUUUUACGACUUUUUAUAUAUUUCCUGCAUGGUCACCUAGGAACUUUUAAACAACAUUUACUUAGGCUUCAACCAUAUUUAUACGCACUUUCUUUCUCUGGAGGGUCAUAUUACAAGUAUCCAAACAUCUUGUCAAAUAUGCAAUUCAUUCUGAAAACCAUGGAAAUAAUAUGUAAAAGAGAACUCCCUUCUGGAUCAAUUUUUAACCCUGUUGAAAACAAGAAAAGCUAUAAGAACAUAGAUUCGGAUAUGGAACAUUUGCAAGUCAAUCAGGGAGGACACGAAGUUAACCACCUGCUCUGGCACUGUGUGGCUGCCUGGUCAUGUGUUCAGAAGAAUAGUCCUCAGUUGAAUAAGGUGCUUGAACAUCUCAUCUUUCAUAAAAUGCAGCUUCAAAAGAAAUGCUGGUUGGAUUCAACACUGGCUUUGCUGGUCCUUGGGGAGGCUGCCAAAUUAAACAUGGCCUGCUUGAAAGCUUUAAUGGAAUUAAUGAGAGAUUUUCUUUUAAGCAUUAUGUCUUUUCAAAAUCAGGAAGAAAGCUGCAAGGUAGAUGAUGUUUCCUGGGCCUGGAAUGUUGUCUACAUAUACACAACAAUUCUUGCAGAAAUUUGCUUGUAUGCAGCCACUUCUAAUUUGCGAAAAACUGCUUUUAUUGGUUUCUGUGUCUGUACAAGAUCACAAAAAGACAUUUUACUCAUGGAUAAAUCAGAAGAACCACCUAAAUUGAAGGAAGCAAGUAUUUUAGGUCUUUUGGACUAUUUCUCUUCAAAAAUUUCAGAUAAUUGUAAUCCAGUGAUAUGGAUUGGAUACUAUGGCUUAGUGUAUAACCUGGUGAAAAUGUCAUGGGAACUUCGGGGAGAUGAUGAGCAGGAUGGAUUUAGAAACAAAAUAUUGCAAACAUUACAGAAGACCAAGGAUCAUGAGAAAGACAGGCGAAUCCAUAAUGCAGUAAAUAUAGCUCAGGCUGAGUUAAAUGACCCAACUGAUCCCUUCACUAAUUAUAGUGCAAAAGUCUCAUCAAAUGUAGGGGAUGAAAUUUUCUCUAAAUAUAUAGGAUGGAGAAUUGCCACUGCUCUUUCCAAACUAUUUUUCCCCUCCACCGAUGCCUACAUUCUUCCUUUGAAAAAACCAUUGACAAAACAGGGUCAAAUGAAAUACCUGAACAAAAAGGAUUCCGUGAAGAGGAGAGUUGUACAUGUUACUAUAAGGGAACAUCCUUCUUUAUCAGAACUUCCCAUGUUUUCUUAUCCGGAUUUCUUCACCAGAGCUGAUGAAGAAUUGGCAAGAAUCAUUGACCAUCAUUGGCAGGAAGAGCUAAAGAUCCGACAGAAAGAAGAUGCAAUAUGUGAGGCCCAAGAACGUAAAGACAAAGAGUUAGAGGAAAAAAAUCACUUCAGGGAAAUUAUGAAGAGAAGAGAAGAGAAACUACACAAGCAAACCAAACCCUACGAGCUUCCUCCUAGGACUGAAGUAAUUUCAUUAGAAAUAAAAUGACCCCCCCCCCCCCCCCCCCAAAUUGAAGUCCAUAAUGCCAGAAACUCAUU
This is a messenger RNA of Panthera uncia (snow leopard), 3220 nucleotides long. RefSeq names its product transmembrane protein 232 (gene TMEM232). Bases 1167 to 3170 code for a protein of 667 amino acids. The transcript is spliced from 16 exons. The record is from RefSeq and is a predicted model, not a curated record. NCBI's taxonomy places the organism in Eukaryota, Metazoa, Chordata, Mammalia, Carnivora, Felidae.